Messenger RNA from Tyto alba (common barn owl), 1403 nucleotides. RefSeq names its product DnaJ heat shock protein family (Hsp40) member B2 (gene DNAJB2). NCBI's taxonomy places the organism in Eukaryota, Metazoa, Chordata, Aves, Strigiformes, Tytonidae. Gene Ontology annotation, cellular component: cytosol; endoplasmic reticulum membrane. Gene Ontology annotation, molecular function: ATPase activator activity; Hsp70 protein binding. The record is from RefSeq and is a predicted model, not a curated record. The transcript has 10 exons. Gene Ontology annotation, biological process: positive regulation of proteasomal ubiquitin-dependent protein catabolic process; protein refolding. Bases 135 to 992 code for a protein of 285 amino acids.
CGGACGGACGGACGGAAACUUCCAGCUGGGCCCGGCGGCUCCGGGAACGCCGUGUUUACAGCCGGGCCGGGGGGGCGGUCCCCGGCGGCACCGCCCCGCCGCGUUCCCGUGACCCCGCCGGACAGCCGCACGUCAUGGUGGACUACUACGAAGCGCUGGGGGUGAGCCGCGAUGCCACUGCCGAAGACAUCAAGAAGGCGUACAGGAAGGCUGCGCUAAAAUGGCACCCGGAUAAAAACCCAGACAACAAGGAGUACGCCGAGCAGAGGUUCAAGGAGAUCGCCGAGGCGUACGAAGUGCUGUCGGACAAGCAGAAGCGCGAUGUCUACGACCGUUACGGCAAGGACGGACUCAUGGGGGCAGGACCAGGGGGCUCCAGGGCCGAUGCUGGGGCCCCUGAAUUCACCUUCACCUUCCGCAGCGCUCAUGAUGUCUUCCGGGACUUCUUUGGGGGGCGAGAUCCCUUUGCUGACUUCUUUGAUGAGAUGCUGCCCUUCUCCGAGCUGCGAGGACCUGGCCCCCGGCACCAUGGGGGAGGCCACUUCUUUUCGCCUUUCCCAGGAUCCUCAGUCCCUUCUCCAGAUUUCUUCGCCUCAUCCUUCGGCUCUGGCGCUGACGCAGGGCUCGGCUUUCGCUCCGUCUCCACCUCCACCACCUUCGUUAAUGGCAGGCGCAUCACAACCAAACGGAUUAUCGAGAACGGACGGGAGAGGGUGGAAGUGGAGGAAGAUGGGGAGCUGAAGUCCAUCCACAUCGAUGGUGUCCCUGACGACAUGGCGCUGGGGCUGGAGCUGAGCCGGCGGGAGCAGCAAGCCUUCCCCAGCCCACGGCCCCCAUCGCCCCCGCCGCCCGCCCCGCACUGGCCCCCGAGCUCCUCUCCCGUCUGCCUCUACACGGACAGCGAGGAUGAGGACGAGGACUUGCAGCUGGCCAUGGCCUACAGCCUCUCCGAGAUGGAGGCUGCGGGGCACCACCAAGCAGGUGUGUUCUGAGGCUGCUGCGCCCAGGGACCGCGCACGCCCAUGGAGGCUCUCCCAGCCAGGACUCCGCUUUGUCCCUGCACGGCCACCCCCUGCCACCCCCUUCCCCCAGCACCCUCUGGCUCCGUGGGAUGGGGAGGGGCAGGGCUUAUGGCCGAGCGAUACCUGGGGCCAGGGCGAGAUGCCCUGGGCACCAUGAGGUGGUGGGGAAGGUGGUGAGGGCGGGGGGGGCGGGGGUGGGGCUGGAGGGAAGGUGGGGGAUGCUGUAGAUUAGGCUGCUGGGGCAGGGGUGGUGGUGGCAGGCAGCGAGGGGCAGCAUGGCUGGGCUCAGCCAGCGGGGCUGGGCUCUGCCCCCCUCCUCGCUGUAGCCCUCCCUCCCUGACCCCCUUCUGCUGACAGCCGUCAAUAAAUCUGUUUGCAGUA